GAAACAGUAUAAAGAUGAUUAACAUUUUUUUAGAGGCCGUUGUCAUCAUCACUGCCAAUUGAGGUAUCAAAGAAUUCAAACCAGCAGAGCCACAUUAGAUGCAGCUGCUGUGUGCGAUGUAAGCGCAAGACCAUGUUGAAGUUGUUCUCCGCGCGGGACGACGACAACGAGAGCCUCUUGGGGGGCAUCGCAGAAGAUGGAGACAACCCGUCCCUCGGUGACACCAAGCUGCCCUGGCUAAGCAGACCUUAUCUCCUGGUGCUCAAAGAUGCAGGCGAUAUGUCCAAAUCAAAGCUAAUCAGAUCCGAAGUUCCAUCUUCCAAGUCGCCCUCGGAUGAAAUGGUCACGCCGUGUGAAGAAAAACCUCCUGCCAAGAUGCUCCACGUGGAGGAAGGUGGCUGCAUGGUGACUCCAUGGGGCGAAGUCAUGCGUGAGGAGCCUCCAGGCCCUCUGCUUCUGAGUCCGGCCCAGGAAGAGAGGAAGCUCAAAACCUCCAAGGAGGACUCUGUGAUCGAGGAGAAGGAGAUGGAAGAAUCCAAAGACCUCCAGAAUCAUCUUAAAGAGGCUGUGUCCAAUUCGGGAGAAGAAGCAAAAGCCUCCGCAUCUUCCCCGGUCCAUCCUGACAAUGAGUCCGAUCCGGUCGACAUCUUGACCGAAGAUCAAUCCAACGCCUUGGGGGAGGUUGCUCCGGUCUGGAUCCCGGACGCAGAGGCUCUCGUGUGCAUGAAGUGCAGCGUCAAGUUCACGUUUACCAAACGGAGGCACCACUGUCGCGCUUGUGGCAAGGUGUUUUGUGCACUUUGCUCCGGCCUGAAGUUCAGACUUACACAUCUGGACGGCAAGGAGGGGCGGGUUUGUGUUUCCUGUCAUUCAACCCUCAUUAAAAGCACGUCGCCGAGGUCGAAAAGGAGGGUGUGGUUCGCAGACGAACUCCUAAUCGACAAGCAGUCCGAGUCCGCCCCCGCCACGCCGGUCAGAGGUCACGGGCUCUCGCCAUCUAUGAGCCGAGCGGCGCCAAGUGGGGCAGGGUCGCCGCAACUCAGGAGAGCCUCCAGACCACAUGGGGGCGCUAAUGAGGCGAGUGCUCCUCGAAGCUGGGGAAUGUCUACUCUUGUGAACAGCUCGUCCAACCUCAUCCCGCUGCAAGGCCUGCCGCCGAUCCUCACCUCCACAGGAGUCAAAGGAGAUUACACCGUGGAGGAGCGGCCCUCCGAGACGUUGCUCAUCCAAGAGCUGGAGAGCGGCCGCUCUAGCUCUCUGGUUUUUGUCCUCAAUGCCAACCUGCUCGCCAUGGUCAAGAUGGUCAACUACGUUAACCGGAAGUGUUGGUGCGUGACCACCAAAGGGAUGCAUGCCGUGGGUCAGGUGGAGGUGGUGGUGCUCCUGCAGUGUUUGCCUGAGGAGAAGAGCUUUCCCAGGGAUCUCUUCAGCCACUUUGUCCAGCUGUACAGGGACAGCCUUACCGGGAAGUUGAUAAAGCACUUGUCGCUGUCGCUGUCCGGCAGCCGCUUCCUGGGCAGCGACGAGCACGCGGGCCUCUUGUUUGUCCGUCCCACCCGUCAGUCGCUUCAAGGUCUGCCACUGCCCAGCCAGCCGUACCUCUUCGGCCUGCUGCUCCACCGGGCCGAGGUGGUCUGGGCCAAGACGUUCCCCCUGCGUCUCAUGCUGCGCUUGGGUGCUGAGUACCGAUUUUACCCAUGUCCUCUGUACAGUGUGCGCUUUAGGAAGCCAUUGUUUGGGGAAAUAGGCCACACAGUCAUGAGGCUUUUAGUGGACUUUAGGAAUUUUCGUUAUAGUCUUCCAAUGGUGCCGGGGCUCACGGUGGACCUGGAGGCUCAGAGAACCUGCAUCAAGAUCCCAACUAGCGGCUACAACGAGCUGAUGAAGGCCAUGAACAAGUGCAACGAGCAUGUCCUGGCCAUGGGCGCUUGCUUCAACGAGGAGGCCGAUUCUCACCUCAUCUGCGUGCAAAGGGACGACGGCCAGUACCAGACGCAAGCCAUCAGCAUUCACAACGAGCCGCGGAAAGUGACUGGCUCGUGUUUUUUCAUAUUCAGUAACGCGCUGAAAGCAACGGCAGGUUACUUCGCCAAAUCCAGCAUCGUAGAAGAUGGACUAAUGGUGCAGAUUACCCCAGAGACCAUGGCAGAACUACGUAGGUCGCUCCGGGAGAUGAAGGACUACGUCGUCACUUGCGGCCGCGUGGACCGAGCCGACAGCCAGGAGCUCGUUUGUGUGCAGUGGGUGGAGGCCAAGUGUACCUUCAAUAAAGGGGUCAUAAGCCCCAUUGAUGGUAAAUCCAUGGAGUCCAUCAGCAGUACCAAGAUGUUCCAGAAAUCUGAAUACAAAGAAAACGGGAAGAUUAUUCACUGGACAGAAGUGUUCUACCUGCAGAGAGCCGAGCCCCCGAAAGGAAUGGCGGCCAACGUGCCAGAACACAACCGACUGACGGAGCGGAUCGCCAGAGCUUUUUGCUUGGCGCUGUGCCCGUACCUCAAACUCCUCAAGGAGGACGGCAUGGCCAAGUUGGGGCUGCGUGUCACCUUUGACCCCCAGCAGGUGGGCUUUGUGGCAGGCAGCAACGGGCACCCUCUCCCUCCUCAGUAUUUGAACGCCCUGGACAGCACGCUCAUCCCGGUCAUCCACAGCAGGGGGCGCAAGAGAGGCGACGAGUCCAUCGUGAUGGAGCUUAUCUUUUACAUCCUGGAGUACAUCACAUAAAAGUAACACAAACGCAACUCGAAUUGGAUCUUUUCCUCUGAAAUUCAGCGGGACAAUCCACUCAUGGUGGGUUUUCUGAGCUUACCCAGCAGCAACGUGGGUGUUAUCAGUCAAACAAGACAUCAAAUAGACAAAACAUUAGUAGCAAUUCCACAGCUUGAGUGGGAACAGAACCUUUAACAGAGGGGCUGGAUUCAGACCCUGCUAGUUUAGAUAAGAGAAUGACCUAGUUAGUAGUGGAUGCACAUGUAAUGAAUGCCUGAAGGAUGCUCUUGAAUGUUGAAUUUAAUUAUUGACAGCCUUGAAUUAAAAUUUGCAAUGAAAAUAA
This is a messenger RNA of Syngnathus acus (greater pipefish), 3049 nucleotides long. RefSeq names its product zinc finger, FYVE domain containing 9b (gene zfyve9b). Gene Ontology annotation, molecular function: metal ion binding. The coding region runs from base 133 to 2721 and encodes 862 amino acids. Gene Ontology annotation, cellular component: early endosome membrane; endosome. Lineage: Eukaryota; Metazoa; Chordata; Actinopteri; Syngnathiformes; Syngnathidae. Gene Ontology annotation, biological process: endosomal transport; liver development. The transcript is spliced from 17 exons. The record is from RefSeq and is a predicted model, not a curated record.